CUCUCACUUUCGCCACCGCAGCCAUGCCCAAGCUGCACGUGACUGUAGUGGGCGAAAACGGGGAGAGCACUGAGUACCAUGACGUGCAGCAGACAAACAAGAAGGUCAUGGGCGAGGGGCUACACAGACUCGGCUCCAAGAUCGGCAUUGCCCGCUCCGAGUGGGAGAGCUACCUCGUCCACAUUGGCUCGUCGUCAGGCUCACUCGUCGACUGGUCACAGACCACAAAGGCCCAAGGCAUCGUCAACGGAUCGUCUCUCGUCUGCACCUGGGUUGGCUACGGUGCUGGCCUCUCUUCUGAUGUCGUAGCCGGCACUGCCCCGGCAGCCACCGAUGCGGCCACCGCCAAGUCCAAGUCCAAGACCAAGGCCAAAGCCGACGCCAAGGCCUGUAACGGCAACGGCAAGGGCAAGGGCAAGAAAAAGGUGUGCACCGUCUGCGAUGCCAAGCUGGGCAAGGAUGAUGUCAAGCGCAAGUACAACCAAGUCUGGUUCCACAAAUCGUGCUUUGUCUGCUCCACCUGCUCAAAGGCUCUGACAAAGGCCCGUGCCCGCCUCUCCUCCAACUCGCUCUUCUGCAAGAAGCACCUCCGCGCCCACCUCCGCACCCAUCCAUCUGCUACAGACGACACCCCAGGCCUCGACGACGCCGAUCGCUUGCCGAACCCUGCCUCCAACACGGCCCUGACCCCGGCCCCGACCCCGGCCCCAUCGCCGCCCUGCACCGCCUGCAAGCAGCCGGCUCCUGCCGCCGCGGCAACCGUCCUUGACUCGGGUGCCGUCUACCACUCGACCUGCCUCAUCUGCUCGGUCUGCUCCCGCUCGCUCGGCCCGGUCACCUCGCACAUACGCGAUGGCACCAUCUUCUGCCGCCGCCACGCUCGCGAGGCCGAUACCCUACCUACUUCCUCCUCUGUACCGGCACCUGCUGCCGACCCAACAUCAAUUUGUCCGGCUUGCAGCCGCCGCGUCUACUCGCUCGACGACUCGGCCCAUCUUGGCGGCGUCAACUACCACGCCAAAUGCCUCGCCUGCUCCCAGCCACACUGCACCCUCCCGCUCACCUCGAUCUCCGCCCGGAUCCUCGAUGGUGCCGUCCUCUGCCGCGACCACUUUAAGGCUGCGCGCGCCGCUGCUCCACCCCCUACUCCGGGCCCCGCUCCUACCGCCGAGCCCGAGCUUCAACCAGAUUCAGCUCCAACCGCCGCCACCGCCGCCGAUGCUCCGGCAACGUGUCCGGCCUGCCGCCGCCGCAUUUACUCGCUUGACGUGCCCGAGGUCAUCGACGGCGUUGCCUUUCACAAGAACUGCCUCGAGUGCUCCAACUGUCUCCGCAAGCUCUCCCGCUCUGACGUCCGCUGCCACAAGGGCGCGCUCUACUGCGCCCGUCACCACCGCGCCGCUCUCCGCAACGAUCCCGAUCCCAAUCCCGAGCCCGCCACCCGGAUCACAACCCCAGACCCGACCCCUACCUCGGACCCGACGCCCACUCUUCCCGAGGACUCGGUCUGCCCCGCAUGCUCCCGCAGCAUGUCCGCUCGCGACGCGCUCCUCCGCGUUUCCGGCACCGAGUACCAUCGCGACUGCGCAAAGUGUGCCGACUGCGACCAAAGCCUCUCUGAGAUUUCGGCCCGCUCCCUCGACGGCAUCCUUCUCUGCUCCCGUCACCUCCGCGCUCGUCAGGAGCCGACUCCCUCCGCCAACUCGUCGUCCUGCCCGACAUGUUCCCGCAAGAUCUACAAGCUCGACCCCAAACACACUGUCGAGUCGGUCACCUUCCACUCGGCAUGCCUCCGCUGCGCCAAGUGCGACCGCACGCUCUCCAAGAUCUCCGCCCGGCUUGGCCCCAACGCCACCCUGCUCUGUUGCUCGCGCAAGCUCUACACCAUGGACAGAAAGACCUCCAUCGACGGCACCAACUACCACGCCGACUGCGCCAAGUGUUCCCGCUGUGCUAAAUCGCUCUCGGCCAUCACCGCCCGGCGCCACAACUCGGCGCUCUACUGCGGCCGCCACUACCGCGACGAGCUCAAGGGCAUAGAGCAGCCACCGUCAUCGUCUCCUCUCGUUCCCGCCCACGCGCCGUCUCGCCCACCUCCCAACUCGUGCCCGUCAUGCGCCAAAUCCAUCUUUGCCCGCGACCGCACCCUCUCCCUCGCCGGCACCACCUACCACGCUGGCUGUGUCAAAUGUGCCCAGUGUUCGACCGUCCUCAACGCAAUUUCCGCCCGCGACCACAAUGGUACCGUCCUCUGCGGCCGCCACUACCGCGCCAUGCUCAAGUCCGACGACUCACCAACGCCCACGCCUGCAGCCAAGCGCAAGCUCCCGCCCGGCGUUAUGGAGAUGUUCGGCGACGACAUCGCCGCAGAGCGUGAAGCUCGCAAGACCAAAGCUGAACGCGCCGCAGAAGUUGUCGGCGCCAAAGCGUACUCCUCCGGCACUGUCCGCCCCUCCGAUCGCAAGCGCGCUGAACGCGCCGCCGCCCGCAAGCCGCCCGCCAAGACAAAGGCCUCGCCAGCGGCCGCCAACCCAUUUGCCGGCAUGAAGAUGGACCUCGCCGCACUCAUGGCCGCCGCAGACGCGCCGGCACGCGACACCUGCCGCGGCUGCUCGGGCGAGCUCAUUGGAAAGUUUGUCAAGACCUCCAUCGGCAAGUAUCACAAAAACUGUGUCAAGUGCUCAAGCUGCGCCGCAGCCCUCACUGCCAAGUACAUCGCUAAGGACGGCGCACUCUUUUGCAUGCCAUGCAACCCGGAUGCCCGCGCAACGCCCACCCUCUCGUCAUCCAGCCUCUCCUCGUCGGGCACUGCCGCCGCCAAGUGUUGCCAAUGCUGGAUGGCCAUCGCUGCCGGGGCUCCGCGGCGCGACACUUCGGCCGGCCCCUGCCACCCCGAGUGCUACCUCUGCGCAGAGUGUGGCGCCGGCCUCUCCGGCGACAUCGCCGUCCACGAGGGCUACUACUACUGCCAAAAGUGCCUCAACACGCCCAAGGUCCUCCUCAGCAUGUUUAUGAAGGACGGCAAGCUCAUCAAGCCGUAA
Messenger RNA from Thecamonas trahens ATCC 50062, 3041 nucleotides. RefSeq lists its product as uncharacterized. The transcript has 2 exons. The record is from RefSeq and is a predicted model, not a curated record. Lineage: Eukaryota; Apusomonadida; Apusomonadidae. Bases 24 to 3041 code for a protein of 1005 amino acids.